AUGUUGGAUCAAUUAAGUCCCAAGCUCCAAAGAUUUGAGGGAGCCAGUGACCGCGCCUAUGAAUCUUAUCAAGAGUAUUUAGAAGUUUGCCGGCAGGGGGAUGUUGCUCAAGUCCAACAGCUCCUUGCUCAACAAACUCAACGUGGCCAAGAAUGGGUGUCCUCUGGCAUUGAGCAAAAUCCACGUCAGCAACAACGGAAAACAUGGUGGUUGGUUCGUGGCCUUGAGGAAGCCGUGAAGAAUGAGAAUAUUCUCGUGAUGGAAUAUUUGCAUUCAGAAGGGGCGUUGAUAAGAUAUCAUACGGUGGAAGCAGCCAAAUCAAGAGGUUCUUGGGAAUUCCUAUUAAACCAUGGCUUAGAUGUGAAUAACCCUAUGCCAGAGGCGAAGGUGCCGCUCUUGCACGUUGUGAGUUGUAAUGAUCCUGAACUCUUAACUUGGUUCCUCUCGCUUGGUGCGGAUCCGAAUUAUGGCCCAAACGAAAGUCGUUUAUUACGCGAAGAGGGUGCAAUCCAACCAUAUUCGCAGCCCGAAAAAGACUCAGGGGCUGCAUUAGAGAUGGCUGCUUGGGAGUGCGACAUAGAAAUUUUUGAGCUUUUGCUUGAACAUGGUGCUAAGCUAGAGAACAGCCUUGCGCUACACCGAGCUAUGAUGAGAAAUUCCGAUGAUCGAAUUGCCUUUGCAGAGCGCAUCCUAAGCCAUGGAGCUGACAUAAAUCGUUUCGGGCAUCUUUCUCCCGUGCCACUGCGGGGUGGAACUGCUCUUGCGGUUGCAGCCAGGCUUGGUACGCUAGAUGAGAUACGCUGGCUAUUGGAACAUGGAGUGGACCAAUAUAUCGGCGAUAGCCAAGGUUUAACAGCAUCUCACUAUGCUUACUCCACGGUCGGGUCGCCUGUACGCUUUCAACGGAUUCUAGAUUUGUUAAAUGAAUUCAAAAGGCCUCAGUAG
This is a messenger RNA of Penicillium cosmopolitanum, 945 nucleotides long. Its product is annotated as ankyrin repeat domain-containing protein. NCBI's taxonomy places the organism in Eukaryota, Fungi, Ascomycota, Eurotiomycetes, Eurotiales, Aspergillaceae. The transcript has 2 exons. Gene Ontology annotation, molecular function: protein binding. Bases 1 to 945 code for a protein of 314 amino acids. The record is from RefSeq and is a predicted model, not a curated record. Gene Ontology annotation, cellular component: cytoplasm; nucleus.